AUGAGUUAUUUAGCUCAAUCAAGUCGAUUAACUGCUCUACUUAUCAGUCUUAAAAAUAAGAAAUUAAUAACAACUGAUCAAUAUACACGUUUAUGUGAUUAUGCUAUCAAUGAUAAUGCUGAAUUGAAAGCUCUAUUUAUGGAUUAUGAAAAGGGUUUGUCUUAAAAUGAUUUUUUAUCUGGAGUUUCAAUCAUUCUUAACAAUAAAAAUGAAAGUGAACAUAUAAUAAAAUCUUACUUGUAUUCCUAUUAUCUAUAUAUUUAGUGAAUCUGUUGUUAGCAUUAACUCACAACUUAAAGGAAAAAUCAAAGAAUUUUAUAGAGACAUCAAGGUAUCCAAUAUUUUUCAUAUCAAUUAUUUUAGACUAAUAUGAAUGAAAUUUAUGAAGAAUGUUUCAAAGCAUAGCAUCAUUUAUAAGAAAUCAAAGAUUUAAUAAAAUUAAUCUUAAAACAAUUUUAUGUGGAAGAAUUUUAUCUAAUUCAAUUCGAAGAAGGACAUCAAUGUGUUAUUCUAACCAAUAAUUUUGAUUUUAAAUUCUUUAAGGAAGAAUAUAAAAUUAGUUCUUGGGCACAUAAAUAAAAUGCUCAUCAACUUAAUAAUACAUAAACAGAACAUUAUGCUUUACUUAAGACACAUAAUCUUCCUAAAUAAUAUAUUAUCUCGUAACAUGCUGUCCUGUUUUUAACUUUUAGUGAUAAUGUCAAUAAAACAUAUUCAUAAUACUUUAUGGCUACUUUUCUUUAUGAUAAAUUUAUCACAUUAAUUUAUUAAGGAUAUUAAAUUGUUGGAUUAAAGAAAAUGCAAUCUGUUAGAAAUGAAAUACUAUAACUUGUAUCUAGAACUAUUGAAUUGUAUAAUUAUAAAUUGAUGUUUCAAAUUUUAGUUUAAAUUAUGCAAUAAUUUAAUUUAUAAAACUUUUUAUGUUAAUUUGAAAAAGAACUGACUAAAUAACAAACUAUUACUAAUUAUUUAUUAAUACUACUUUCAAGUGAUCUAGAUAUAAUUGGAAUUGAAUUAGAGGGUAAUCUCUCUUUACAACUAGUUAAUAAAAUUAAAAGUACUUUUAAAAAAUCAAUAAAAAAAUUUAAAAAAAAAUUAAAACUCAAAAAAGACUUAUUAGAAUCAUUUUAAUAAGUUACUUAACAUAAUGAAAUGAUUAUGUGUUUGUUUUUCAACAAUUUCUUUAAUCUUUAUUAUAUGACUGUUUAAUGGAAUCAUGAUCAAUUUGUGUAAUUAUUAAUUAUUUAUAAAUCUAGAUCAAAAUAUAGUUUACCUAAAGAAAUGAAUUAUGGUGAUCCAAUUUAUAAAAUAUUUGAUUCUAAUCAUACAAUCAUUUAAAAAGUAAAAGAAAUUAUUGAUUCUCCAAAUGAUCAUUUAGAAUUUAAUGAUGGAUUUUUUAAGUUUUCAUUAAAGAUAGAAAGAGGAUUUAAAAAAUAAAUUAAAUAAAUUUCAGUAUUUUUAUUUAAUAUUUAAGUAAAAAGGUAAAUAAAUUGUAUUAAUUUUAGACCUCUUGCAGAUUUAUUUAAGAUAUUUAGAAGCAAAGUAAAAAUCUUACUUACAAUAAGAAAGGCAACUUUAGCCUUUAAAUCUAAAUAACUCAUGAUGGAAAAUCAAUUUUUGAGACAAUCAGCAUUAGUGAUGUACCUUCCAGAUUAGGAUAGAAGAAAAAUAACAUAAACUGCUAAUUAAGAUCAUGAUUAAGAUUUAGAGAAAUAUCGAAAUUAUACAAUGAAAUAAGCAUCAAAAAAGUUAUAACAAUUUUUAAAUAAAUAUGAUGAAGAAGAUGUAAAAAAUCCUGAAAUUCGAAGAAUUGCUAUAGAUUCAAAUUUAUAAUAAAAAUUAUUGGAUUACGAAUUCAAUCUUUUGAAUAAGAAAAUGUAUAAGAAUAAAUAUAUUAUUGCUUUUAACCUAUUUUAAAUGUGUGAGUAUACAAAAUAGUAUCCAUUACUAAAUAAAGAAUUUAUAAAUUUUAUGACAAUUUUGAAAUACAAAUAUAAUAAAAAGUCUAAUCCAUUUCACAAUUUUACUCAUGGUGUUAAUGUUAUGCAUGGGUGUUAUUUAUUUGGUCAUCAUUAAAAAUUUGGUUAAUAUUUUUCAGAUUUAUAAAGAUAUGCAAUGACAUUUGCUGGAUUAUGUCAUGAUGUAGAUCAUUCAGGAACAACAAAUUUAUUUUAAGUUAAUGCUUAAACUAAAUUAGCAUUAUUAUAUAAUGAUAAAUCAGUACUGGAAAAUCAUCAUGUUGCAGUAACAUAUAAAAUAUUAGCACAUAAAUAAUGUGAUUUUUUUGGUUAAAUACCAAAAACAGAUAAAAUAACAAUAAGAAAAUAUGUUGUUAAUAAUAUUUUAGCUACAGAUAAUCAAUAUCAUUUUAAUUUAUUAAAUGAUAUUGAAAUUAGAUUUGGUUAAUCUAAAGGAGAUCCAAAAAUAUUUGGUAUUUUAUAAUUAUAAUUAUAAAAUUAGAAACUGAAGAGAAUAAACUUUUGUUAAGUGGAUUUUUAACACAUGCAGCAGAUUUCUUUGGUGCAGCAAAAUAACAUUAAGUAGCUAGAGCAUGGAGUGAAAGAUUAAGAAAAGAAUUUUAAGCUUAAGUAAUUUUUUUAAACUUAAUUAAUUUAAGUCUCAAUUAGAAGAUAUUAUUGGCAUUGCUUAAACUCCAUAUUUAAGAAAUUUAGAUAAUCAAGUACAAUAUGCCAAAAAUGAAGCAGGUUUCUUAAAAGUUAUUGUUAAACCAAUUUAUGAAUCGUUAAACAAUUAUUCUGAUGGAGCUUUAUCACUAUAAGUAACUAAUAUCAACUUAAGCAUCAAAAAAUAUGAAGAGAUUAUUGAAUCAGCAAAUCAAUGA
Paramecium sonneborni is the source of this 2842-nucleotide messenger RNA. The record is from the annotation of a GenBank genome assembly. Lineage: Eukaryota; Ciliophora; Oligohymenophorea; Peniculida; Parameciidae.